UUUUUUUUUUGUUUUUUUUUUGUUUUUGGAGGGGUUGCGGAUUUGCGAUUACAACGAAAAUUUAAGGGAAGAUUUGCGACGACGACGACGACGACGACGGAAAAGGUGAACUUGGGAAGGGAAAAAAUCGUGGCGUUUUUUACUUUGGGAAGAAGGCUCCUCCACGCCGCUGGUGGGAGAGGUGGUACCUCGCAGGCUGCUUCUUCUUUCUUCUUUGGCAGCAGAGGGUUGUACUCGACCAUGGCAACGGCUCCGACAACAGAUGCCCCAGCGGCGGCGACGGGGAAGAAGUUGCACGGGAGGGAGUUCUACGAGAGUAUCGGGUCGCCAAAGUAUAUCCUCGCGCCAAUGGUUGAUCAGUCCGAAUUUGCCUGGCGUAUGCUCUCCCGCUCAUUCAUGCCCCCCGAGCUGCAGUCAAAACUCCUCGCCUACACCCCCAUGUUCCACGCCCGAUUGUUCUCCCAAGAUGCUCCGAAGCCGCCCUACAACAAAUACCGCGACUCGCACUUCCAGUGCGUCCUCCCCAAAGACCCCGCCACCCUCUGGCUCGACGGCAACCCCCUUGUCGGCGACAGGCCGCUGUUUGUACAAUUCUGCGCCAACGACCCCCAGCACUUGCUGGCUGCUGCCUUAAAAGUCGCCCCCUACUGCGACGCGGUAGACCUCAACCUCGGCUGCCCGCAAGGUAUCGCCAAAAAGGGGCACUACGGCAGUUUCUUGCAGGAGGAUCAGGAGUUGAUUUAUAGGCUGAUCAACACCCUUCACGAGAAUCUUCCCAUCCCAGUAACGGCCAAGAUUAGGAUUUUGGAAACAAAGGAGAAGACGCUGGAGUACGCAAAGAAUGUGUUGAGUGCCGGGGCGAGUAUAUUGACUGUUCACGGGAGGAGGAGGGAGCAGAAGAGCCAUUUGACGGGGGUGGCGGAUUGGGAGUAUAUUCGGUAUUUGAGGGAUAACCUACCGGCGGAGACGGUCAUUUUUGCGAACGGGAAUGUUCUGGAGCACGGGGAUAUCGAGGAGUGUAUUGCUGCUACAGGGGCGGAUGGGGUUAUGUCUGCUGAGGGGAACUUGUCUAACCCGGCGAUUUUUGCGCCUGAGCCUCAGCCGGGGGCGUUUGAGGAUGAGUUCUGGAGGGGGAGGGAUGGGAAGGGGGGAUGGAGGGUUGAUGCUGUUUUUAGACGGUAUCUGGAUAUUUUACACAAGUAUGUGAAGGGGGGUGAGCCACCGGCGAGGAGGCCAUUGUUUGUACCUGGGAAGGGGAUGGAUACGGAGUGGAUGAAGGAGGAGAUUGUGAUCCCGCCGAAAAAGGGGUCGAAAUCAGAGGCAUUCGGUAACCCCAACUAUGGUGCCCUUCAGGCGCACAUGUUCCACCUCUUACGGCACUUUGUCUCAAAGCACCAUGAUGUAAGAGAUGCAUUGGCUAGGGCGAGAUUAGGAGAGUUGGAGCAGUUUGAGGGGAUAUACAAGAUGGUUGAGAAGAAGGUUGCGGAGGGACUCAUCGAGUACGAGGAGACGGAUGGGAAGUCGAUGGAGGAUCCUGCGGAGGAAGAGAGGUUAAAGAAGCUGGUGGAGGAGAUGGGUCCGGCGGAGACGAGCGCGACGGCGAUUUUGAGGUGUAAGAGGCCUUGGUGGUGUGUGCAGCCUAUCAUUCGGCCGUUGCCCAAGGAGGCGAUGGCUAGAGGUGCGAUUCAGCCGGGGAAGAAGGAUAAGAAGCGGGUAGCGGAGGAGGAGGCCAACGGCGGUGAGAAGAGGGUGAAGGGCGAUGAGACAAAUGGGAGGGAUGCUAAGGUGGUAGAGGCCGUGAAAGAGGAGCUGGAGAAGCAGACGGAGUUCCAAACGAGCGAGCUUGUUAGCGGCUGAAAUCUCGAGGGAAUAUAGAUGAAUAAAUGAUCAUCACUGCGAA
Messenger RNA from Podospora bellae-mahoneyi, 1900 nucleotides. RefSeq names its product tRNA dihydrouridine synthase (gene DUS1). Gene Ontology annotation, molecular function: tRNA dihydrouridine synthase activity; flavin adenine dinucleotide binding. The record is from RefSeq and is a predicted model, not a curated record. The annotation marks the transcript as partial. The transcript is spliced from 2 exons. Gene Ontology annotation, biological process: tRNA processing. Lineage: Eukaryota; Fungi; Ascomycota; Sordariomycetes; Sordariales; Podosporaceae.